CGGGCGGCUGGGCGGCUGGGCGGCUGGGCGGGGCGCGCUCAGGCCUCGGCUCCUCACGCGCGGCGAAAGCGGCCCAGACCCCGCGCUGCGGGAAGCCGGGGCGGUGUGUGGCGCGUCGCUGGAGAGCCGAGGGAGGCAGCCGCUGGAGGAGGAGCGGCGGGCACUGAGGGUUCUCUGUCAUUCACAGAAGAAUGGAUCACUUAAGGCUUUGGGGGACCUGGUUAUCACAAUACUCCUGUACCACCAACUGAGAUUUACAUAACAGUUUAUGGCAACAAAUUUCCAUAAUAUAGAACCACUGAAGAAUUAAGAGAAGAUAUUCUUUCAUAAAAAUACUGUCGUAUCAAGUUACUAAAUAAAACUAAAAUGUAUAAUAUUUAAAUUAUUAGACUUGCUGAUAUAAGCAUACAUGUGCAGCAGCUACUGUAUACUGAUAGUUUCCAAACCUCAAAUUUAAAGAUUUCCCUUCAUGGAAAAGUUACUGUAUUUUAUAAGAAGCCACUGAACAUUGUCAUUAAAUAUUUUUCAGCAAAGUAUCAUUUCAAGAAAAUUUUCUUGAAACAUAGUCUAUAAAGUUCCAAGUCCUACCACUAAGUGAAUUUGAUAUUAUGGCAGCAACUUACAGACUGGUAGUCAGCACCGUGAACCAUUACAGCAGUGUGCUGAUAGACCGGCGUUUUGAACAAGCUAUACAUUAUUGCACUGGAACCUGCCACACCUUCACACAUGGAGUAGACUGCAUUGUAGUGCAUCAUAGUGUUUGUGCAGACCUCUUGCAUAUCCCUGUGUCUCAGUUCAAAGAUGUGGAUCUGAACUCUGUGUUUUUGCCCCAUGAAAAUGGGCUCCCAUCAGCUGAAGACUAUCACCAUCAGGCCCUCACAGGCAUACCCAGGGCCAAGAGAGCAUCCACAUCGCAGAAUAACUGCAACUUAAAGGACAUUGCAGGAGAAGCAAUCAGUUUUGCCAGUGGGAAAAUAAAAGAAUUUUCCUUUGAAAGACUCAGAAACUCAAACCAUGCAGCUUACAAAAAAGGAAGGAAAGUUAAAUCUGACUCAUUUAAUAGGAGGUCAGUUGAUUUUGACUUGCUCUGUGGCCAUUAUAACAAUGAUGGGACCUCUCCAUCCUUUGGCUUACUCCGGAGUUCCUCAGUUGAGGAAAAAUCUUUAUCUCAUAGAAAUUCACUUGAUACAAACCUGACUUCCAUGCUUCUUCAGAACUUUUCUGAGGAAGACCUAGUUACUCAGAUUUUGGAAAAACAUAAAAUAGAUAAUUUUUCUCCUGGAACUGACAUAAAAAUGUGCUUGGACAUCUUGCUGAAGUGCUCUGAAGAUUUGAAAAAGUGUACAGACAUCAUAAAACAGUGCAUAAAGAAAAAGUCAGGAGGCAGCAUCAAUGAAGGAAGUGGCAAUGAUGCAAUUUCUAACUCUGAAACUGUCUACAUGAAUGUAAUGACCAGGCUUGCAUACUACCUGCGAAAGUUACCAUUUGAAUUCAUGCAGUCUGGGAAUAAUGAGGCUAUAGAUUUAACAGAACUUGUCAGUAAUAUACCUAACUUACAACUUACUCCAUUCUCCCCAAUAUAUGGGACUGAACAGCCCCCUAAAUAUGAAGAUGUUGUUCACCUCUCAGCCAUUGACUCUGGACCGUUUCAGACGGUUGAAUUGCAAGAUGAUGUACAUAAUUUUAAACAGACAGACACUGUAAAAGCCACUCCAAACAACACAAAUUCCUUGUGUAGCUUGGAGGCAAACAAUCCUGGAACUCUAAAACCUGUGCAGCUUCAAUCACCAUCAUUAACUAUGAAUCCUUUAGAGAAUGUUUCUUCUGGUAACUUAAUGGAAACUCUCUAUAUUGAAGAAGAAUUGGAUGGAAAGAAGCCCUUAUUAGAUAAAGGACAGAAAACAGAGAAUGGACAAGGUCAGGGUCUGCUAAAGGUAAAUGAACAUAAAGAAUUUUCCAACCAUGAUACUUAUCUUAAAAAAUGUCCUGCCUCAGUGCAAAAUGAAAUUGGUAAGAUAUUUGAAAAGCCGACGAUUGUUCAUCCACCUAAAGAAGAAUCUAAAUUAGAAGUUCCUACCAUAGAAGUAAAAGAGCAGAGACACUUUAUGAAUCCUAAUAGUCAAGAGGAGAUAGACAAACUGUUGAUGGAUUUGGAGUCAUUUUCACAGAGGAUGGAGACCUCUCUUGGAGAACCACUUGCCAAGGGUAAAAGCAUCAGUCCUCUAAAUAGUCAUAGUCAUUUGACUGGUCAGAUCCAUGAAGAUCUUGAACCUAAACCUGUAGUCUCUUCACCUUCAGAAAAAGUCUCACCUUCCUGUCUAACAAGGAUUAUUGAAAACAAUGGACACAAAAUAGAGGAAGAGGAUCGAGCCCUCUUACUUCGAAUUCUGGAAAGCAUUGAAGACUUUGCUCAAGAACUAGUUGAAUGCAAGUCAGGCAGAGGAAGCCUAUCACAGGAAAAGGAAAUGAUGCAGAUUCUACAGGAAACCUUGACAACUUCCUCCCAGGACAGUCCAUCAGUCUGUAAAAGCUCUGUUGGUGAGAAAGCCAAAGAUAGUACUUCGGUUGUUUUGAUUCAGCAGACGCCAGAGGUGAUCAAGAUUCAAAAUAAACCAGAAAAGAAACCUGCAACAGCACUUGCAUCUGCUGCCACCCUUCCAAGUAGUCCCCAGCCUGUCUCUCCUACCCCUCAUGUGAAUGAUGUUGUGACUACAGCAUUGUCCAUAAACAUUCCUCAGUUCUACUUCCCUGACGGGCUCCCAGACACCUGCAGCAACCAUGAACAGAUCCUAAGCAGAGUUGAAACCGCUUUCAUGGACAUUGAAGAUCAAAAAGCAGAUAUUUAUGAAAUGGGGAAAGUUGCAAAGGUCUGUGGUUGUCCACUCUAUUGGAAAGCCCCCAUGUUCAGAGCUGCAGGAGGAGAGAAGACUGGAUUUGUGACAGCACAAUCAUUCAUUGCCAUGUGGAAAAAGUUGCUAAAUAACCAUCAUGAUGACGCCUCUAAGUUCAUCUGGCUCCUGGCAAAGCCUAGCUGCAGCUAUCUGGAACAGGAUGAUUUUAUUCCUUUACUUCAGGAUGUGGUAGAUACCCACCCUGGUCUCACCUUCCUGAAAGAUGCUCCAGAAUUUCAUUCCCGCUAUAUCACCACGGUUGUUCAGAGGAUAUUCUACACAGUCAACAGAUCUUGGAGUGGAAAAAUUACUUCAACAGAGAUAAGGAAAAGCAACUUUUUGCAAACUCUGGCCCUUUUGGAGGAAGAGGAAGAUAUAAACCAAAUCACAGAUUACUUCUCUUAUGAACAUUUCUAUGUCAUUUAUUGUAAAUUCUGGGAACUAGAUGGUGACCAUGACCUGUACAUCAGCCAGGCUGAUCUCUCUCGAUACAAUGACCAGGCUUCAUCAAGUAGAAUUAUUGAAAGAAUAUUUUCGGGAGCAGUAACAAGAGGAAAAACAGUACAAAAAGAGGGAAGAAUGAGCUAUGCAGAUUUUGUUUGGUUUUUGAUUUCUGAGGAAGACAAACGGAACCCUACCAGCAUUGAGUAUUGGUUCCGCUGCAUGGAUGUGGAUGGAGACGGUAUACUUUCCAUGUAUGAGCUGGAGUACUUCUACGAAGAGCAGUGUGAACGAAUGGAAGCCAUGGGCAUUGAGCCUUUGCCAUUCCAUGAUCUGUUGUGCCAGAUGCUUGACCUGGUGAAGCCAGCUAGUGAUGGCAAAAUAACUCUACGAGAUCUGAAGAGGUGCAGAAUGGCUCAUAUCUUCUAUGACACUUUCUUUAACCUGGAGAAAUACUUGGACCAUGAACAAAGAGAUCCUUUUGCAGUACAGAAGGAUGCUGAAAAUGAUGGCCCUGAGCCCUCUGACUGGGACAGGUUUGCAGCUGAAGAGUAUGAGGCUCUUGUCACAGAGGAGUCCGCACAAGUGCAGUUCCAGGAAGGCUCCUUUGAAGAUUAUGAAGCAGAUGAACCUGUGUCUCCCUCUGAAUUUGGAAACAAGGGUAAUAAAAUAGUAACUUCAAGCCUUUCAGAGAAAUGUGGAAAGCUUCAGUCAGUGGAUGAAGAGUAGUUGCCAGCAUCUACACAGAAGGAUGGUGUGUAGAGAUGUUCUAGUUUGCACACUGCUUUGUAAAGGUUUUGAUUGCUUGAAGUGCACUAGAAACUGAAAUGCACACAGGAGAACCCUCCAGUGUGCUGCAAACCUCGUGCAGAGCUGUUCCUUGGAAGUACAUACUGUCAUCACUCUCCAGAGUAUGCGGUCCACUCUACACCCCUCAGUGUAAGGAGACUUUCUUGGAAACAAGGCCAAGCACAGUUCUCUGCACAGAAAGAAGCUGCCUCAGUAUUGGCCAGCUUCCCUGGGGUCCCUUCAGGCUCCUACAGAACCUAGAAGAAAACUUGAGUCAAAAAUUCUGGAACUUGGAAAGGGCCCUCUAGAAUUGACUUUGUAAAACCUAGUAACAAAAGCACUGCCAAACAUCUCAGAGACUACUUUUAUGUACUGGAGUUCAGGGACCUUGAACUUACCUGGUUUAAUGUAAUUUCACCAUGACCUGCCAAACUGCUAGUCACUUUACAUUCUCAGGUAUUGUAACCACUAGGCCCUUCCAACUUUGCUGGCAAGCUCGGCAGCCUCUGCAUCUAUCUGACUGUGGGUCUUGUACAAAAUCUCAAGAAAAGUCCUUAACAUUAAAGUAAGUAUAGAAUCUGGCACUCACGAUAGCAUUUGUAGCCAACUAUUGGAUGACUGUUAAUCCACAGGUUAGUUGAUGAUCUUCAUUUCUAGCAGGCCUACUUGAAGACUUCAGGAAUGUGACAUACCAUGGAAACGUCUCACUAUACAUAUUUUCUCCCCUUCUUGAAUACUAGAGUAAGCCAAAAGUAAAAGUAUUCCUUACUUCACAUGGAAAAGAAACUACUACACCAGAUACUCACUCCCCUCAUUAUCAAACUUGGAAGAAAACAAUGAUUCUCACCCACAGUAGAAAACCUUUUCACUGUAGUGGGAAAUUCAAAAUCCUGUAUUUUUCAACAGGCUCCAAUGCAGCCAAAUCCUACAAUGCUUAUUAUCCUUUAUGCUGGAGACAAAAAUACUACAGAAAGGAUGAACAUCUAUAAUCACAGAAUUUUGUUAUCCAUGUCUUUCAAAGACAACUUUUUCCUAUCUCAUUUUGUUUUCAGUCUUUUAAAGGCUUAAAAUAACCUCCCUUUUCUCUCCAUCCUAAUUAUCUUGCUGGUAAAAAGGCCAAGCAUUGAAAUAAUCAAACCUUGGAUGAUGGUAAGCUAAACGUGGAGGAAAAAAAAAUUAAAAUGUAUAUCAACUAAUAGUAGAAGUUAGCAAGCCCAGCAAUUCUGCCUGUCGUGAGAUCCUCCAGCUCUCUGGUUAUUUUUACUUUCAUGACCUCAACUAAUCUCCCACAUAACCACUAUAGAAACUGGUAACUAUUACAACUAAUAGCUCACGAGCUAAUGAAAACAUAACAGUGACUAAAUUUUGAGAAUAUUUUACAAGAAACAUCUAGAUGUGAUGAGUAGUUAAGGCAGGAGAGAGAGUGCACUCUAUACAAUAGCCUCAAUACACUGAUAAAUGUUGCUUACGUUAAUGCUAGCACUCAGACGAAACUGAGGCAAGGAGGAUCAACAGCUCCAAGAUUGAGACCAGCCUCAGCUACACAGUGAAACCCUGUCUUAAAAUUAUGUGAUGUUAUCAUCAAUCCCAUCCAAUCUUUAGCAGGGAGGAAAAAACUUUUUAAUUUCAAAUAAAAAUACAAGAAGGUAAAACUUGGGUUUUUUAAAAGCAAUUUAAAUGAUUUUAUUAGCUAUGUGUUCUAAACUGUUUUGAGACUCACCAAAAAGUACAAUAUAAAAUUCAACUUUAUAAUAUCCCUUAAAGGCCAUGAGCAUAGGUUGAGCAAGCUAGGCCUUACUAGCUACACUAAAAUUGUGUGCAACUUGUACUUUAUCUGUGGUGCUAGGAAUCAAAACCUAGAACCAUCCACAUGCUAAGAACGCAGUCCACCUUCAGCCUUCUUAGCUUAUUUUCUCCCAUCUUUCUCUUACUGAAACUCUCACUUUUACUUCCAUCGAAGCCCAUCAACACCACAAAGUUUGAGAUGGAUUAUUUUAUUUGGGUUACAUGAAUUAUAUUUUCAAGAAUUACCUUAUUCCCAAACUGGAAGUGCCAAGUUGUGACAAUACCCCAGGGACCUUGGAAAAGAUGAAUUAUAAUCGAAAUCACUGGUUUCCAACCUUCCUAAUGCUGCAAUCCUUUAAUACCGUUCCUCAUGUUGUGGUGACCCUCAACCAUAGUUAUUUUUGUUGCUACUUCAUAACUAAUUUUUCAACUGAGUCAUAAAUGUCUGAUGUGACCCCCUAAAGGGUCAUGACCCACAGAUCUAAAUAUUAUAUAAUGAAAGGGUGGUUUCAGCUGGGCAUUUGUAGUGCACAUAUUUAAUCCCACCACUCGGGAGGCAGAUGCAGGCGAAGGUUUGAGGCCAGCCUAAUCUACAAAGCGAGUUCCAGGAAAGGUUCCAAAGCUACAGAGAAACCCUGUCUCAAAAAAAAAAAAAAAAAAAAAAAAAAAAAAAAAAUUAUAGUUCCCUGUAUCCAUCUUACCUGUUACUAUACUGUUCAAAAUGUUUAAGAGAAAAAUACCAAACUUCUAAUUCAGCUAUCAUUUUCUCAGCUUUGAAAGUGUUUGACUAGCUAUGAUGCAUGACUUGUUUUCCCCUUUUCACAAAACAAAAUAAAGUUGUCAAAUGUA
Phodopus roborovskii (desert hamster) is the source of this 6755-nucleotide messenger RNA. It is a transcript of the gene Ppp2r3a, whose product is annotated as protein phosphatase 2 regulatory subunit B''alpha. The transcript has 14 exons. The coding region runs from base 609 to 4061 and encodes 1150 amino acids. Gene Ontology annotation, molecular function: calcium ion binding; protein phosphatase regulator activity. NCBI's taxonomy places the organism in Eukaryota, Metazoa, Chordata, Mammalia, Rodentia, Cricetidae. Gene Ontology annotation, biological process: protein dephosphorylation. Gene Ontology annotation, cellular component: protein phosphatase type 2A complex. The record is from RefSeq and is a predicted model, not a curated record.